This is a messenger RNA of Vombatus ursinus (common wombat), 4691 nucleotides long. It is a transcript of the gene ATP2B2, whose product is annotated as ATPase plasma membrane Ca2+ transporting 2. Gene Ontology annotation, cellular component: postsynaptic density membrane; intracellular membrane-bounded organelle. Lineage: Eukaryota; Metazoa; Chordata; Mammalia; Diprotodontia; Vombatidae. The record is from RefSeq and is a predicted model, not a curated record. The transcript has 25 exons. Bases 653 to 4615 code for a protein of 1320 amino acids. Gene Ontology annotation, molecular function: ATP hydrolysis activity; P-type calcium transporter activity; PDZ domain binding. Gene Ontology annotation, biological process: calcium ion transmembrane transport; regulation of cytosolic calcium ion concentration.
CUGAGAAUUACCCCAUUGAGCCCUGUUGUCUUUGGCAGGGGGCAAGUACUCUGCCAAGUUGUGAGCCUGUGACUUAUGGUAGUCGCACUCGGCUGGCUCGCGUCCUCCACGAGCUCCCCCUUCCCGGAGUUCCAGAACCAAAAGGGAAGAGGUGCAGGCAGUGCUCGAGAAGAACCGUGGAUUGAUCACCUUGUCCAGAGUGGCCAAGAACUCAGAUCUGGCCCUGUCCAGAGGGAGGCCUGGAGACUUGUGGCAGAGAUCAGAUGAUUCUGGCUGUGCCAGGAAGGGGCCAUGACCAUGUAGACGCCAGCCCUGGGGAGUAGCAGCAUGGGCAGCGCUGGAUGGGGACGCCUGGGUCUGCAGUCUUGAGACCCACCACAACUGACCUUCGAACUGGGAUCCCUGUGUGUUGAGGUGUUCCUUUCCGAGCUUGCCACAGCCGCCGCCACACUGGCCCGUCUCCAUUUUCUCCCUUGGAAUUGGAGCUGACUGCUCAGAGUUGCUAAAGUUGCUUCCUUCCCAAAAGCUGUGUAGACUUACAGCUCUAAUUGGGAACCUGCUUCUUUCUUCCCCUACCUAAAAUAAAUAGAUAAGUAAGAAAAUAAUAAUAACCCUUGGAUCUGCCCAAAGUGGAGCAAGAACCUCAGCAAAAAUGGGAGACAUGACCAACAGCGAUUUUUACUCCAAGAACCAAAGAAAUGAGGCCAACCAUGCAGGAGAGUUUGGGUGUACGAUGGAGGAGCUCCGCUCCCUCAUGGAACUUCGGGGGACAGAGGCUGUGGUCAAAAUCAAGGAGACCUAUGGGGACACUGAAGGGAUCUGUCGGCGUUUGAAGACCUCGCCUGUGGAAGGAUUACCGGGCACUGCUCCAGACCUAGAAAAAAGAAAGCAGAUUUUUGGGCAAAACUUUAUACCUCCAAAGAAGCCAAAAACGUUCUUACAGCUAGUCUGGGAAGCGCUACAGGACGUGACUCUUAUUAUCUUGGAAAUUGCAGCCAUCAUCUCUCUGGGACUUUCAUUUUAUCAUCCUCCUGGAGAGGGGAAUGAAGGGUGUGCAACAGCCCAGGCUGGGGCCGAAGAUGAAGGGGAGGCAGAAGCUGGCUGGAUUGAAGGGGCCGCCAUACUUCUCUCAGUUAUCUGUGUUGUUCUUGUCACUGCCUUUAAUGACUGGAGCAAAGAGAAGCAAUUCCGGGGUCUGCAGAGCCGAAUUGAACAGGAGCAGAAGUUUACCGUGGUCCGGGGAGCGCAGGUGAUCCAGAUUCCAGUGGCAGAGAUCGUGGUUGGUGACAUUGCCCAGGUAAAAUACGGGGACCUACUUCCUGCCGAUGGGAUCUUCAUUCAAGGCAACGACCUUAAGAUUGAUGAAAGCUCUUUAACUGGAGAGUCUGACCAGGUCCGGAAAUCAGUGGACAAGGACCCCAUGCUACUUUCAGGGACACAUGUGAUGGAGGGCUCUGGCAGGAUGCUGGUCACCGCUGUGGGAGUGAACUCUCAGACUGGCAUCAUCUUCACCUUGCUGGGGGCUGGUGGUGAAGAGGAAGAAAAGAAAGACAAGAAAGGUGUGACCAAAGUGGAUGGCCUUCAGCUUCCAGCUACAGAUGGUGCAGCAGGUGCAAAUACCACCGAUAAUGCAAAUUCCAGCUUAGUCAAUGGUAAAAUGCAGGAUGGCAAUAUGGACACCAGCCAGAGCAAAGCCAAACAGCAGGAUGGGGCAGCGGCCAUGGAGAUGCAGCCUCUGAAGAGUGCCGAGGGGGGAGAUGGAGAUGACAAGAAGAAGGCCAACAUGCACAAGAAGGAGAAAUCAGUCCUACAGGGGAAGCUCACCAAGCUGGCUGUGCAGAUAGGCAAAGCAGGCCUUGUAAUGUCUGCCAUUACGGUGAUUAUCCUGGUGCUCUACUUCACCGUGGACACUUUUGUGGUGAACAAGAAACCUUGGCUGCCUGAAUGUACUCCGGUCUAUGUGCAAUACUUUGUCAAGUUCUUCAUUAUCGGGGUGACUGUGCUAGUGGUUGCUGUACCUGAAGGGCUCCCCCUUGCUGUCACCAUCUCUUUGGCUUACUCUGUGAAGAAAAUGAUGAAGGACAACAACCUUGUACGCCACUUGGACGCCUGUGAGACAAUGGGCAAUGCAACAGCUAUCUGCUCUGACAAGACGGGGACACUGACCACCAACCGGAUGACUGUUGUGCAGGCGUAUGUUGGGGAUGUCCACUACAAGGAGAUUCCAGAACCCAGCGUGAUCAACUCCCAAACCCUGGAGCUGCUGGUGAAUGCCAUCGCCAUCAACAGUGCUUAUACCACAAAGAUUCUGCCACCAGAGAAGGAAGGUGCCCUGCCCCGUCAGGUGGGCAACAAGACUGAGUGUGGCUUGCUGGGGUUUGUCCUGGACCUGAAGCAAGAUUAUGAACCUGUGAGGAGCCAAAUGCCUGAGGAGAAGCUGUACAAGGUGUAUACCUUUAAUUCCGUCAGGAAGUCCAUGAGCACAGUGAUUAAGAUGCCCGAUGAAAGCUUUCGCAUGUAUAGCAAAGGGGCAUCAGAAAUUGUCCUGAAAAAAUGCUGCAAAAUCCUCAGCCCAGCUGGUGAGGCACGAGUCUUCCGACCCCGAGACCGAGAUGAGAUGGUAAAGAAGGUGAUUGAGCCUAUGGCAUGCGAUGGCCUCCGAACCAUCUGCAUAGCUUAUCGAGAUUUCCCAAGUAGCCCAGAGCCUGACUGGGAAAAUGAGAAUGAUAUCCUCAAUGAUUUGACCUGCAUCUGUGUGGUGGGCAUAGAAGACCCUGUGAGGCCAGAGGUCCCAGAAGCCAUAAGGAAGUGCCAACGAGCAGGAAUCACCGUCCGCAUGGUCACUGGGGACAAUAUCAACACUGCCCGGGCCAUUGCCAUCAAGUGUGGCAUCAUCCACCCUGGGGAAGACUUCCUCUGCAUUGAGGGGAAGGAGUUCAACCGGCGAAUCAGGAAUGAGAAAGGAGAGAUUGAACAGGAACGAAUAGACAAAAUCUGGCCCAAACUGCGGGUCCUCGCUCGCUCCUCCCCCACAGACAAACACACUCUGGUCAAAGGCAUCAUCGACAGUACCCACACGGAGCAGAGACAGGUCGUGGCCGUGACUGGGGAUGGGACUAAUGAUGGACCAGCCCUGAAGAAGGCAGACGUUGGCUUUGCCAUGGGAAUUGCUGGUACUGAUGUUGCCAAGGAAGCUUCGGACAUCAUUCUGACAGAUGACAACUUCAGCAGCAUUGUCAAGGCGGUGAUGUGGGGCCGCAAUGUUUAUGACAGCAUCUCCAAGUUCCUGCAAUUCCAGUUAACAGUCAAUGUGGUAGCUGUCAUUGUGGCUUUCACGGGUGCUUGCAUCACACAGGACUCUCCCCUAAAAGCUGUACAGAUGUUGUGGGUGAAUCUCAUCAUGGAUACCUUUGCCUCCCUGGCCCUGGCCACAGAGCCACCCACAGAGUCCCUUCUGCUGCGUAAGCCAUACGGCCGCAACAAGCCACUCAUCUCCCGCACCAUGAUGAAGAAUAUCCUAGGCCAUGCAGUCUACCAGCUCACACUCAUCUUCACCCUGCUCUUUGUUGGAGAGAAAAUGUUCAUGAUUGACAGUGGACGCAAUGCCCCCCUCCACUCUCCUCCCUCUGAGCACUAUACCAUCAUCUUCAAUACCUUUGUCAUGAUGCAACUGUUCAAUGAAAUCAACGCCCGGAAAAUCCACGGGGAGCGGAAUGUGUUUGAUGGCAUCUUCAGGAACCCCAUCUUCUGCACAAUUGUCUUGGGCACCUUCGCCAUUCAGAUAGUCAUUGUGCAGUUCGGGGGGAAGCCAUUCAGCUGUUCUCCUCUCCAGCUUGACCAGUGGAUGUGGUGUAUAUUCAUUGGACUAGGAGAGCUUGUCUGGGGUCAGGUCAUUGCCACAAUCCCAACCAGCAGGCUCAAGUUCCUGAAGGAGGCAGGACGGCUCACGCAGAAAGAGGAGAUCCCUGAGGAAGAACUCAAUGAGGACGUGGAGGAGAUUGAUCAUGCUGAGAGAGAACUUCGACGUGGACAGAUCCUGUGGUUCCGUGGCCUAAAUAGAAUCCAAACUCAGAUUGAAGUAGUCAAUACUUUCAAGAGUGGCGCUUCCUUUCAGGGGGCUCUCAGGAGACAGUCCUCCGUCACAAGCCAGAGCCAGGAUGUAACCAAUCUUUCUAGCCCUAGCCACGUAUCGUUAUCCAAUGUUCUUUCCUCUCCUACCAGCACACCUCCUGCUGCAGCUGGGCGUGAAGGGCUAGAGAACCCUGGACUGAGAGUUCAGCAAGAGAGAGUGAAAUUAAAAGAGAUCCGCGUCGUGAAGGCAUUCCGUAGCUCUCUCUAUGAAGGUUUAGAAAAACCUGAAUCUAGAACCUCCAUCCAUAACUUCAUGACACAUCCUGAAUUUAGGAUAGAAGACUCACAGCCCCACAUCCCCCUCAUUGAUGACACUGACCUGGAAGAAGAUGCCGCUCUCAAGCAAAAUUCGAGCCCGCCGUCGUCAUUGAACAAGAACAACAGUGCAAUCGAUAGCGGGAUCAAUCUGACCACUGACACGAGCAAAUCAGCUACCUCUUCGAGCCCAGGGAGUCCUAUACACAGCCUGGAGACAUCGCUUUAGCGGGAAACAUUCACAUCUCAAAAAACGAAACAAAACAAAAUAUACAAAACAAAACAAAAAAACCACAAAACACAAA